GACCCUAGCAGGACCCAUGAACAUGUUCGAUGCUACAGGAUAACCAAGUGGACACAAGCCACCCCAACAUAUUGUUUCUGCCAAUGUGUAUUUGCAGUGCAUUGUGGGAUGGCGCUCAUCUCCACCCUGCUUUCUGCCCUCAUUCUGGGCAUUUUUGAAAACCCACUGGUAUUUAGCGACUAUCCGAGCUUCUCAUCCAAUGACACUGUGUUCCAGCACCUGGCCCUGCACCCUGACCCUGCCGUGGGCACGGUGUACAUCGGUGCACAAGAUCGCCUUUACCAGCUGUCUGGACUGGACCACUUGCGGCUAGAGGUGGAAGAGACGACAGGUCCUAUUAGAGACAGUAAGGAUUGUCUUCCGCCUGUAACUACCAACAAUUGCCCAUAUGCCCGCUUAGUGAAUAACCACAACAAACUACUGCUAGUGGAGCCCUAUUCCCUCCAGCUCAUUACAUGUGGCAGCGUUCACCAGGGCACAUGCCAGAAGCGGAGCCUUGCUAAUGUUAGCACUGUUUUGUUCUCUGCUGAAAGACCAAUGGACACUCAGUAUGUGGCUGCCAACGACCCCGCCGUCUCCACCAUCGGUCUUGUGGCAAGUCCGAGAGAUGGUGCGCCACCCUUGCUGUAUGUAGGAAGGGGCUACGUGAAAAGGGGUAGCCUUCCACCAAUCUCCACCCGCCAUAUUUCUACAGAGCCCAUCUUUUCCUAUGAGGAAAUGGCUAAACUGGGAGUAGCCGGCCGCCUGUCCGAGUACGACCACAAUUUUAUAUUAACUUUUGCAAGACGCAACUACGUCUAUUUCUUAUUUUUCAGACGCAACCUCAAAUCCACUUCUCGAGAAUACAGAACAUACAUCGCCCGGAUGUGCCUGGAUGAUCAUGCGUACUAUUCUUACAUCGAAGUUCCGCUUGCCUGCCGCUCUCGCUCGACAGGGAAAAACUACAACCUUCUCCAGGGAGCACAGGUGGGUGGAAAGGUGGAUGACAGGCAGGCCCUAGUAGCGGUGUUUUCCACAUCAUUGAAUGGUGCCAGCAAGCCGAGCGAGGAAUCAGCGCUUUGCGUUUACAGUAUGGAUGAAGUUGACCGCUGGAUCGAUGGCACCCGAGACCUGUGCUACACACAAGAUGGCCAGAGAGAAGGCCUCAGGGUGGCAUAUAUAGAGUAUGAAGUCAAAUCCAGCUGUGCCAACUUACCCAAGGACACCCUCAGUACCUAUCCUUGUGGCUCAGAUCACACCCCAAGUCCAAUGGCCAGCCUGGAGCCAGUGGAAGCUGAAGCAGUUCUGGAGAGUCUUUCUGCUCGUCUCACUGCUGUGGCUGUCAGUAUGAGAGAUGGACACACCAUUGCUUUCCUGGGAGAUUCCAAAGGAAGUUUACACAAGGUUUUUCUGGGCAGCUCCGGAGAAGUGAAGAGAUACUCCAGUCUUCCAAUACAGCCAGGUUCAGCUAUUAACAGAGACCUGCAGCUUGACUCCUCCCAGAGACACCUCUACAUUAUGACCAGCAAUACUUUAGAGAAAAGGCCUGUGGCAGAGUGUGAGAAGCAUGUAACCUGCCAGUCCUGUCUUGAAGCUCAAGAUCCUUAUUGUGGCUGGUGUGUCCUGGAGGGCAAGUGUGGUAGGCAUUUUGACUGUAGUCGUGGCUCCCGUGUAGGCCAUUGGCUUUGGAGUUUUGACAUGGGGCAAAAGUGUGUAACAGUGGAGUCUCUGACUCAGUCCAACAUCAGCCUUGGAGAAGAAAAAAAUGUGGCACUUGAUAUACCAGGCUUGCCAAGUCUUUCUGAGGGAGAAGCAUACUCAUGUUUCUUUCAUGAGACAGAAAGUGCUGUGAUUGUUCAGGAAACCACAGUCACAUGCUUCACUCCUCCUGCCCACAAGGUGCCUCCUAUACCUCGUGGACAGGAUUCUGUGUCAGUCGCUCUGUCUCUGCGCUUCCUGAAUGUGACUGUGGCGGUUCAGGACUUCACAUUUUAUGACUGUUCUCUUGUGCAGCAACUCUCAGACACCAUGCCAUGUAUAGGGUGUGUGACCAGUCGCUGGAGAUGUAACUGGUGCGUCCACCAGCACAUUUGCUCUCACAAGACCACAUGCCACCAAGGAGUAAUCAUAUAUAAUCAGCAUUUCAACCAACCAACCUCUGUUCUCUCAACAACGAAAGACUUUGAUCAGUUUACUACAGAGUCCACAAAAGCAUUUGCUCCAGCCAAAGUUACUGCCAUGUCUACUGCUUUGGCAAUACCCCCCACCAUUCCAGAGCCAACUGCAAUAACCACAACAGUUGUGAAUACCCUCACCGACCUGCCGAGCGAUUUCCAGCAUGCUAUGCCUUCCUCAACCCAAAAGGCAUUAACAAUAGUUGCAGAAGCCCAGGUUCUACAUAAAGACAGUAAAAUAGGUGGAGAAAAGGUACAUGUGUCAGAAAUGACUCCUGGUGGCAAUGGUGAAGUCAUGGGUCUGUCCCAUAAAGGAUUGGCUGCAAACUCGGUCACAGUUCCCACCCUAAUGGUGGCUAGUGUGGGCGCAGGACUGUCAGAUAAAGCAACUCCUACCACCGCUACUGCUGGGUUAAAUGUUUGGUUUGGGGAGACUGAUAUUGGAAAAGGAUCUUUUAAGAACGGGUCAUCAAUGUCUCUGGCUUCUCCUUUAUCUGGGGAUGGAAAGACAGCGUCACCCAGUUUUCUUUCCUCUUUAGAAGUGGACCUCCAGUCUGAUCCAGUUCCCCAUUUGGAUAAUGAGGGCUCAGUGAUGAGUGAAGCAUCCUAUACCUGUCCAUGUGUGGAGAGAGUUCAAGGUUCUUCUCUCCUCCCUGUAAACAUUGUAAGGCAGAUCACACUGGUGGGACGCAACCUGCACCUGUUCCAGGAUGAUGAUGUCGGGAAGGGUUACGAGUGUGUGUUAACCAUAGAGGGCAGGUCCGUGGUAGUGAAUGCCUUUGUCCAAAGGGAUGAAUCAAAGCCUUUCCUGUUCUAUAUUACAUGUCAACUCCACCAGUACUCAUACUCUGCUGCUGUGGAAGAAUACAAUGCACCGAUCACAGUGAGGCGACAAGGCUCUUUUCAGUUGGACAGUUCACAGGGCUUGCAUAUGACGCUGUAUAACUGCUCAGUUGGCCGUUCAGACUGCAGCCGCUGUCACACGGCAGAGCCACGAUACAGAUGCGUGUGGUGUGAAGGAACCCAAUCCAGCUGCGUCUUCAACAACUCUUGCAGAGGGCACAUCCAGCACAACUGCCCCGCACCCCACAUACACCGGAUAGAGCCUCAGUCUGGUCCAGUAGAGGGCGGUACUGUGAUCACUAUCUCAGGAUCAAACCUGGGCCAGAGAGCAGAGGACAUUCAGCACUCUGUUUUUGUAGCUGGAUUGCCAUGUAUUGUUAUUCCCACAAGAUAUGAGAUUUCCUCCAGUAUUGUGUGUAAGACCACAGCAAGCAGAAGUAAGAGGAAAGGACAUGUUUCUGUGGAGGUUAAAGGAGGAGGAGUUGGAAAAUCUCUCCAGGAAUUUCACUACCAGGACCCAGUGUUACUGGGAAUGCUCCCACUGAAAGGCCCAAUGUCAGGAGGCACUUCAGUGAUCAUUAAGGGGCGGGACCUUCGAACAGGCCAGCAUAAUAAGAUCAGAAUCCUGAUUGGUGGAGUGCCCUGUAUCUUAACUAGCUCUGCAAAACUGGAUGAUGAACAAAUUGCAUGUGUAACCAGUGGCAGUAACAGAACCGGAAGCCACGCCGUAACUGUUUGGUUUGGUAGAGCAGACCGCCAUCUACAGGACACGUUCUAUCACUAUACUCCAGACCCAAACAUCACCAAAGCUGCUCCCUCUAAAAGCUUCAUCAGCGGGGGUCGUUUGAUUAAAGUUUCUGGUGAAAAUCUGAAUGUUGUCCAGGACCCUCGCAUCCGAGUGACCCUGAGCCCUCUGGGACCACAGUUUCAGGGGAGAAAAAGGAGGAAGAGAAAGAGUGAGAGACACAUUGAUAGGGAUGACAGGCUUUGGCCUCUCAAAAGGGAGCGGCGCAUAGUUCCCGAGUCACUCUGUCCAACAGACAGCAUCUGUGAUGUGAAGCAGACAGAGAUGCACUGUGUGAUCUACAACUCCACUCUGCUCCUGUGUCCCACACCUGAGAUGGGUCCAGAGGCUCGCCAUGCUACAGUUACCGUCCAUUUCUUGAUGGAUAAUCUCAGCUUCGAGUUUGAGAAGAUCACUGGCAGCCCCUUCACUUAUGAGCUAAACCCCAUUCUUUACCCACUCAACCAGGAAGACCACAGCAAACCCUACCGCCACAAACCUGGAAGCAUCAUCUCUGUUGAGGGCGAAAAUCUGGACUUGGCCUUUUCUGCGGAGGAGGUUGUGGCUCUGAUCGGAGACGGAGUGUGUGCUGUAAAAACGCUCAGCAGGAAUCACCUGUACUGUGAGCCUCCUGCUCAACAGCCCUCAGUGUCUGCCACAAAGAAACGAGAGGUCACUCAUCCACUGCUCGAGUUCACAGUUCGAAUGGGGAAUCUGAACUUCUCCUUGGGAAGGGUGCAGUACGACUCUCUCGGCCAGGCCUUUUUUCCUCUGGAAGCUCAGGUGGGCGUCGGAGUUGGUGCCUCUAUCGUAGCACUUAUUGUACUGGUCAUCGUGCUCAUAUACAGGAGGAAGAGUAAACAGGCUCUGAGGGAUUACAAGAAAGUUCAGAUUCAGCUAGAAAACCUAGAGACAAGUGUGAGAGACCGCUGCAAAAAGGAGUUCACUGAUUUGAUGACAGAGAUGAUGGACAUGUCUAGUGACUUGGUGGGCUCUGGGAUUCCAUUCCUGGACUACCGCAACUACGCUGAGAGGAUAUUCUUCCCUGGACACCAGGAGUCACCACUGAAGCGAGAUCUGGAUGUGCCAGCUUGUCGCCGAACUACAGUAGAGCAGGGCCUCGUCCAGCUCUCUAAUUUACUCAACAGCAAACUGUUCCUGAUCAAGUUCAUCCACACGUUGGAGAGCCAGAGGACGUUCUCUCCGCGGGACCGUGCAUAUGUGGCCUCCCUCCUUACAGUGGCACUGCAUGAAAAGCUGGAGUAUUUCACUGACAUUUUGAAAACGCUGUUGAGUCACUUGGUGGAGCAAUACACCACCAGAAAUCCCAAACUCAUGCUGCGCAGGACUGAGUCAGUAGUAGAGAAGCUGCUUACCAACUGGAUGUCCAUCUGCCUUUAUUCCUUCCUCAGGGAAUCAGCAGGAGAGGCUUUGUAUAUGUUAUUCCGAGCCAUAAAACACCAGGUGGAUAAAGGCCCUGUGGAUGCUGUAACUAGCAAGGCCAAGUAUACACUCAAUGACAACCGGCUCCUGCGUGAUGAUGUGGAGUACCACAUAUUGACACUGAAUGUUCUGGUAACCAGUGCAGCCACACAUGAGUCUCAGACGGUUCCUGUGAAAGUGCUGGACUGUGACACCAUCACACAGGUGAAGGAAAAAAUUUUGGAGCACACAUGGAAGGGCACAUCAUACUCUCAGAGACCCUCUACAGACUCAGUGAACUUAGAAUGGAGAGCUGGGAUGGCAGGACACCUAAUCCUGUCCGAUGAAGACCUGACCUCAGUGGUGCAGGGCUCAUGGAAACGUCUAAACACUUUGCAACACUACAAGGUUCCUGACGGUGCCACGGUAACUCUAGUGUCACGACAAUCCAAACAUGUCGACCAUGACAGUCAUGACUACAUACCAGGAGAGAAGACUCCCAUGCUGGAAGAUGGGGAAGACGAAGGGAUAAGGCUGUGGCAUCUGGAGAAAUCUAGUGAAGAGCCAGAGCUGUCCAAACACAGGCGAGGGAGUCUAAGAGAACGAGAACGAGAGAGAGCUAAGGCAAUACCGGAGAUCUACCUCACACGCCUACUGUCUAUGAAGGGCACACUGCAGAAGUUUGUAGAUGACUUGUUUGCCGUGAUUCUCAAUACCAGUCAGCCAGUUCCUCUGGCUGUAAAAUAUUUCUUUGAUCUGUUGGAUGAUCAGGCAGCUCAACACAAUAUUACUGACCCUGGAACCAUUCACAUCUGGAAGACAAACAGUCUACCACUGAGGUUCUGGAUCAAUAUUCUGAAGAACCCACAAUUUAUCUUUGAUGUGCCAGCUUCAGACAGUGUGGAUGCAGUGCUGUCUGUUAUUGCUCAAACCUUCAUGGACUCCUGCACUAUCGCUGACCACAAACUGGGCAGGGAUUCUCCUAUUAACAAAUUGUUGUAUGCUCGAGACAUCCCACGCUACAAACAGAUGGUGGAAAGGUAUUAUGCAGAUAUAAAGCACAUUUCUUCCAGUGACCAAGAAAUGAACUCUGUUUUGGCUGAGCUGUCCAGGAAUUACUCAAGUGAAGUAAAUCAUCUAGUGGCCUUGAAUGAGUUAUACAAAUACAUCAACAAAUAUUAUGAUCAGAUAAUCUCUGCUCUAGAGGAAGACUCCAAUGCUCAGAAGAUGCAGCUUGGCUAUAGGCUUCAGCAGAUCGCAGCAGCUGUGGAGAAUAAAGUUACUGAUCUUUGACCUGCUAACCCAGGCUGAAAUUUGAGGAGAGAGAGAAAACGAAACGGGAGCGAAGGAUGGAGGACAGAGAGUGGGGAGGAGCUCAGACUUCCAGAAGCACGAAUGCAGAGACUGGGACUUCUCAGAGGUGAUUUAAAGGAAGAAAUUAUGUGGCGAAAUGAAGUGUGUGCUACAGGCAGAAUAUGGUGUUAAGGUAUUUCACUGCAGUUCAUUCGUCUGUCCAGCACAGCUCCAGCUGGAUCACUCCUGCUCACCUGCUCACUAACGAUACUUUAUAUUUGCAAUAUGCUAGCAGGUUGUCUAGAUCUCCAACACUGGACUAUUACGAAAUACUUCUGAAGAUCUUAAUACACCUUAAUCUUGAUUUUUGUAAAUUUCUUCAUUGCACUUUGGAGCUUAAGAUUUUUGUCCCUCACAUAUCUGAAGGAUGCUCCAUAUCAGCUUUUUAAAAGAUGUCUUAAUAAAAUCACUGCCCACAUGGUUCGUUUUACAAGAUAAAACCCUAACCAUGUCUUUUUUUUUUUACCUGACCUAAUUAAUUUGUUGUCUUUCUAAUGUACAGUAACUGCAGAUCUGUUUAACAGAAAUAUCUCAAAUAAAAGCUUACACAUGGCAUGUAUUGCUACUGCUCAGUAACACACGCAGUUUUUUAAGAGUUCAGGUGCAUUUCUACUGGACAGCAAACACACCAUUUAAUACAUAUGAAUGUGCAUUGCUUAAAGAGGGAUUAGCCUGAUGAAAACAGCUGCUGCAGUUUAAAGGGUAUGUUUGGACUUGUAAGGAAUGUAAGGAAUCUCAUGUUUGGAGUCUUCUUUCUGAUAUUUAACAUGGUGCACGAUGAACAAUAAGUUACAUACUGAAUACUGAACUGUAUGAGGAGGUUUAUUCAGCUUUUAGGCUAAACGAGAAUGAAGAUGAUUGAAGCAGAUGGUCCUCUUUGUGCCGUUUAAUGGUACUAUAUUGUCAGAUGCACUUAAGAGAAAAUAAAUGCACGUUAGCAUCAGAUUUAGAAAUGUACACAACAAGAGAUCCCCGGUGAAAUAACACAGAGGUUUUUAAAGAAACAGCAGCAUAGUAACAUACUGUAGAAAGAGCUAUGUCACUAUCACAUCCACAACUUUGCUAUGCAUAAACUAUUCCCGUGAGCACAUCACACACCUUACACAGCUCUGCAUGAUGGUCCAUUUGUGUCUUGUUUUUAUCACUUUUGAAUUUCAUUUGUCAUUUGUUGCUCUGUAUGCACUGAAGCUCUACAUGUUGAAUUCACAUUGUCGAUGUACUUCUGUGCAGUUAUAACUAAGGCACUGUAAUUAUUGAACAAUUAUUACUAACUAGGCCUGUUUCACCAUGUAACAUGUACAACCAAAGGCUCAGUCGCAAGCAAACUAUCUCCCCCUUUCUCUUCGGUGCUUAGAAAAGAAAACUGCUGCCACACUGAACAUAUGGAACAGAAAACAAAAAAAAAGUUUCAUCUAGAGUUAACUAGCAAACAAUCAGAUGACACAGCACUGAAUCGAAUUAAAGCACAACACAUUUGGCAUGCUAAAGUGAAGAUCAUUUCAGUAUGCAUGAGCUAUUUGUGUGCUCUUUGUAUAACUCUUUACAUGUAUUUCAUUGUUGCUUUUAAUAAACAGGGUGUUGAACAUGAGGUUCAGUAGUGUGUAAAGCUCUACACUGUUUAUCUGCAGAAUGUGCCAGCUGUAUUUAUUUAUUUAUAUUCUUUCUGACUGGCUGCUCGCAGUUGAUUCAUGUGAAGACCAAAUUGCCAUAAAUUAUUUCUCACCCUCUUUUGAAUUGCUCUGAAUUGCUUCCACAUGUCUAGUUAAUUACUAAUAAGUUAGAUAAGUCUUUAUUUCAGUGAACCAGAUGUGAAAGUUCCAGUGUUAUUUUGUAAAUUGUGCUUAUGCUCAUGUGGUAAAUUUGAUCUAUUCUCGUGUGUAUCAUGUAUUCACACUGCUUUUUUUACCCGGGAUUUUAUAUUGUAAAUAUUGAUUUAAUCAGCCAUACACUUUCUGAGCUGUUGAGUUGUAGCUAUGUGUAUAGACUGGCCAUUUAAUAAAG
Messenger RNA from Tachysurus vachellii, 8556 nucleotides. RefSeq names its product plexin b1a (gene plxnb1a). Gene Ontology annotation, cellular component: semaphorin receptor complex. The record is from RefSeq and is a predicted model, not a curated record. Gene Ontology annotation, biological process: regulation of GTPase activity; regulation of cell migration; positive regulation of axonogenesis. The coding region runs from base 109 to 6495 and encodes 2128 amino acids. The transcript has 38 exons. Gene Ontology annotation, molecular function: protein binding; semaphorin receptor activity. NCBI's taxonomy places the organism in Eukaryota, Metazoa, Chordata, Actinopteri, Siluriformes, Bagridae.